AUUGGUAUAAAACAGCUCCAAUGUACUACAAAGGAUUCUAUCAUUUGUUCUACCAAUACAAUCCAAAAGGUGCUGUGUGGGGCAAUAUUGUGUGGGCUCAUUCUGUAUCAAAAGACAUGAUCAAUUGGAUUCCAUUAGAACCAGCAAUCGUACCAUCGAAGCCUUUUGAUAAGUACGGAUGUUGGUCCGGUUCAGCCACAAUUCUUCCAGGAAACAAACCGGUUAUUUUGUACACCGGUAUAAUCAACAACAAGCCGGCACCAGGUUACCAGGUCCAAAACUACGCCAUACCGGCAAACUAUUCUGAUCCACUUCUCCGGGAAUGGAUUAAACCCGAUGAUAAUCCGAUUGUCAAACCGACGUCCGAGAACGUGUCAUCUUUCCGUGACCCCACUACAGCUUGGUUCAACAACGGUCAUUGGAAAAUGAUUGUCGGAAGCAAAUAUAAGCAGAGAGGCAUUGUCUACUUGUACCGAAGCCGGGAUUUCCGUAAGUGGACCAAGGCCAAACAUACACUCCAUGAUAAACCGGAUACCGGUAUGUGGGAAUGUCCGGAUUUUUUCCCGGUAUCGCCUCGUGGAUCAAAGGGGCUGGAAACAUCAGUGUUGGGGAGAAAAAUUAAACACGUUUUUAAGGUUAGCCUUGACUUGACUCGGUUCGAGUAUUACACUAUUGGAACUUACAACCCAAUUACGGACAAAUACUAUCCAGACAAAAAUUCGGUAGACGGUUGGGCUGGGCUACGAUACGAUUACGGAAACUUUUACGCUUCAAAGACAUUUUUUGACCCGGCCCAAAACCGUAGGAUUCUUUGGGGUUGGGCUAAUGAGUCCAGCACAAGUUUUGAAGAUGUCACAAAAGGAUGGGCUGGAAUUCAGUUGAUUCCACGUAAGGUGUGGCUGGACCCCAGUGGAAAGCAAUUGCUACAAUGGCCAAUUCGUGAGUUGGAAAAACUAAGAUGUGACAGGGUGCACCUAAGCAGUAAGAAGCUUAACAUGGGUGAUGUUGUUGAGGUUAAAGGAAUUACUGCUGCCCAGGCCGAUGUUGAGGUGGUGUUUAAGUUUUCGAAUUUGGAUGAAGCCGAGACAUUUGAUUCGAAAUGGUCUGAAUUACCCUCAGAAAAUCUUGCAAUGGAGAUAUGUGGGAUGAAGGGCACUACUAAAGAAGGGGGGUUGGGACCUUUUGGUCUUUUGACAUUGGCUUCGAGCAACCUUCAAGAAUACACUCCUGUUUUCUUUAGGGUUUUCAAGACACUUGACAAAAAAUACAAAGUUCUUAUGUGUUCCGAUGCUAAACCUUCGUCGUUGAACCAAAACGAGUACAAGCCAUCUUUUGCAGGGUUUGUGGAUGUUGAUUUAGCAGAAAAGAAGCUUUCUCUUAGAAGUUUGAUUGAUCAUUCAGUUGUAGAAAGCUUUGGAGAGGGCGGGAAGACUGUGAUAACAUCGAGGGUUUAUCCGACACUUGCGGUUGGUGGAGACGCACAUUUGUAUCUAUUUAACAACGGUACCCAGACCAUCAUUGUUGAGAAACUCAAUGCAUGGUCUAUGAACAAGCCUCAGUUCAUGAAUUAGGAACAGAGGUUAAUUAUUUAGUAGAGAAAAGAAUGAUUGAUGUGGCAUUUUUAUUUUAUUAGGGAUUUAAUCUUCUAUCUUAUUAAUGUUAUUUUUUG
Messenger RNA from Cynara cardunculus var. scolymus (artichoke), 1669 nucleotides. RefSeq names its product beta-fructofuranosidase, insoluble isoenzyme 3-like. The transcript is spliced from 4 exons. Gene Ontology annotation, molecular function: hydrolase activity, hydrolyzing O-glycosyl compounds. NCBI's taxonomy places the organism in Eukaryota, Viridiplantae, Streptophyta, Magnoliopsida, Asterales, Asteraceae. Gene Ontology annotation, biological process: carbohydrate metabolic process. The coding region runs from base 21 to 1571 and encodes 516 amino acids. The record is from RefSeq and is a predicted model, not a curated record.